CCAGCACCCCCCGCCACCCUGAAUGGAACAAGCGGCAGAAAAUGGAUGGAUGGAACUAAUGUGGUCAUGUUUAAUCGUAGCACAAUGUGACUUUAUGUAGCUUUAAAUACUUUAGGUACGAUUGUUUGUCCUAAGCCACCUGGCAACACAAGGGGGCGGAGCCAAUGCCUUACACUUGGCAAACAGCGAGCGCCUUCUUUACCAAGUUCCUCCAACAUGUCCGCUUUGCGUACCCCGGCGAACAUUUGACGAGUUAUCGCACAUUUAUUUAAAUGAGCCUCUCUCCGUCAUUCUGUCCUGCUUUGAAGCUUCCAUGGCGCCACGGAGGUUAGCUUCCGGCUAACUGACCGCCUUUCUUCCCCGAGAAAGACGACUUCCGGCAGUCAAAAGAUGGAGGCGCGCAAUUUGGACCUGAGUUUCAGUCUCCUCGCACAAAACAGUUCCGUGUUGUCCGACUGCGAGCCGGAGCUCCAGGAGCUCAUGCGGCAGAUCGACAUCAUGAUCUCGCACCAGAAGAGCGAGUGGGAGGCGCGGAUGGAGGACAUGCGGCUGCAGCUGCACAGUGGCCGGGAGGAGAUGGCUGCGUCCCGGGUGCUCCUGCAGCGCAAGGACCUGGAGAUCAACGUGCUGCGCAAGCAACUGGAAGACGCCCCGAAUGGCCGACAGGCGCUGGCGACCAAGUACGAGAAGCAACUACAAACUGUCAGCGAGGAGUGCGACAAGUUGAAGAGCAGCUACCACAAGCUGCAGCGCAGACAUUACAAGAAGUUUGGCGCGGAGGAGUCCGACCAGGCGGAAGUGCGGCUGCUGAAGGAGAAGCUGGAGGAGUACAGUGGCAGCUGUGUGAAGUGGGAGCAGCAGCGUGUCGAGUACCACAAGCAGCUGGCCCUCUCCGAGGUCCAGAAGGAGAGUCUGACUGAGCAGCUCACUCACCUCAAAGCCGAGGCGGCGUCGCUGGCGUCCCUGGAGAAAAGCUACCUGUCCUCGCUGAGGCACCUGGAGGAGGAGAACCUGCAGCUCAGGCGCCAGCUCGCCGAGACGCGCCGCCAACUCCAGCUCGCCGAGGGCGGGACCGCCCACGCCGCCGCCGGCCAAUCGCGGCGGCCGGCUCGGGAAAGGUGCGACGCUAACGGCGAGGCGGCGACUUCCUACGAGGGCGAGAUCCAGAGGCUGUUCACGGAGCUGAAGACUUCGGAGCGCUCGCGGAGCCGCCGUUGUUCCGGCCCGGAUGGCGACCGGAGAACCGCCGGGGGGAACGCGGCGGCGAGUCCCAUCGAGCACGUUCCCGAGGGGCGGAGCUCCAGCUCGGAGGACGCGCUGAGCUCCAGAGAGGGAUCGACACCCUCCCCGAUGGAGCCUUUGCCGGCGUUUUCCGCCGACGACGUGGUGUGCCACUUCCUGGAGCACGAGAGCGCUCUGUCCAAGGAGCUGAUGCUCACGCUGGACUCUCACAUCCUCAAUAUGACGGAGAACCACGCCAGGACCGCGUCCCAGCGCCUCAUGGCGGCGUCUGCUCCCGGUCCAUCAUGAAGGUGACCCUUUCCCUAUUUUAACCCUUUUUUUUUUUUUUUUUCCUACAAAGACACUCUCCAUCGCAUUUUAAAGGUGUGGACAUUUUGUGGUAGUCACGGGAAAUUGGCACGGCGCUAGUCCUUCUUUGGAGGAAGCACAAUGUUUUAAUGUUUGACUAUUUUUAAUUGAGAUGAUUGGGGCAAACGUAUAAGCCCCUCCCCCUUUUCCCGUGGCAGGUGAGCUGGAUUAGUCAACAUCACUGGAAAAAGUCAAAAGCAUAUCUGAGCCGUUCCUCAUUUUGCAAUGCUAUAACCACAAAGGUGGAUAUAUUUUAUUGACCUACACAUAUGUGAUGUGUGCAGAAUAGGCUUUUACUAUUUUUAUUUUGUAUUUUUAGAAAUAAAAACUAAAGAAAACCCCCCCCCAAAAAACUGGUGUAUUUAAUCACUUUCAGAUACAAUCAGACCAUGCUCGUGUCUGCAGUGAUCACUUUGGAAAAUGUUUGAACUUUUUGAUGUUUGACAAACUGUGAUGCAAUUUAUUCUCUGCUAUAUUAGUAGUGUUGGAGAGCAGAACUAAACGUGAAGAAAGGACAAUAGAUGACAUU
Molecule: messenger RNA, 2119 nt
Organism: Entelurus aequoreus (snake pipefish)
Lineage: Eukaryota; Metazoa; Chordata; Actinopteri; Syngnathiformes; Syngnathidae
Product: centrosomal protein of 63 kDa-like
Exons: 7
Coding region: 391-1530 (379 amino acids)
Biological process (GO): centriole replication; de novo centriole assembly involved in multi-ciliated epithelial cell differentiation
Cellular component (GO): centriole
Source: RefSeq, a predicted model, not a curated record